GGCGCUACAAAGUGCAGGAUGUGUUUGGGGCGCUCUUGAGAUGGUGUCCAGGUCCUGGGUGCUACGUGUCGGCCGUGCGAGAGUGUUGGUCCUGACGAGGGCCAGCUGCCAGGGACUCCAUAGGGCCAGGUUUCGGGUUCAGGGAGCGGCCAGUCACAGGUGCUACCCAUACUUUCCCGGCUGGCACAUGCAGUCAGGGAAGUCGAGAGGUUACGGUGACCGCCCUAUUCCCCCCUUGGCUUUCUCCACUAGACCUCCAGUUAGAUUGGGUGGAGAAGAGAGACGAAGGCAUGACUUGUUUGUUUUUAAAUGGUGGAGGAAAACGUCAUUCUGAACUACUUACAUAUCAACUAAAAGCUGUCCAAACUGAGUAGUAGCCGACCGGACAAGGUCACAUGGAAGUGGCAGUGGGGUAGGACCCAAAGGUUCUGACACAGUCAUGCUCUGUCCCCACGUCACUGCUCCCUUCCCUCCGUACCCUGCCUGUGUUGCCCCGCAGGCCCCUCCAGCUUGUAUUGAUCGACGCCUAGAGAGGACGUGUUCUCUGGACUCAGUGGAGAUUAGGGAGGACCCCAGAGUCAGGACCAAGAACCCUGACCUCUAGCCUCACCGCACCCAACCAAUAGGAGCUCAGCCACCAUGGCAGAACUGCAGGAGGUGCAGAUCACUGAGGAGAAGCCACUGUUGCCAGGACAAACGCCUGAAACUGCCAAGGAGGCCGAGUUAGCUGCCCGAAUCCUCCUGGACCAGGGACAGACUCACUCUGUGGAGACGCCUUAUGGCUCCGUCACCUUUACCGUGUAUGGCACCCCCAAACCCAAACGCCCAGCUAUCUUCACCUACCAUGACGUAGGACUCAACUAUAAAUCUUGCUUCCAGCCACUGUUUCAGUUCGGGGAUAUGCAAGAAAUCAUCCAGAACUUUGUGCGGGUUCAUGUGGAUGCCCCUGGAAUGGAAGAAGGGGCUCCUGUGUUCCCUUUGGGGUACCAGUACCCGUCCCUGGACCAGCUUGCAGACAUGAUUCCUUGCAUCCUGCAGUACUUAAAUUUCUCUACGAUAAUUGGAGUUGGUGUUGGAGCUGGAGCCUACAUCCUCUCACGAUAUGCUUUGACCCACCCGGACACAGUCGAAGGGCUCGUUCUCAUCAACAUUGAUCCCAAUGCCAAGGGCUGGAUGGAUUGGGCAGCCCACAAGCUGACCGGCCUUACCUCUUCCAUUCCGGAGAUGAUCCUUGGGCAUCUCUUCAGCCAGGAAGAGCUUUCUGGAAAUUCUGAAUUGAUACAAAAGUAUAGAAAUAUCAUCACUCAUGCACCUAACCUGGAGAACAUUGAACUGUAUUGGAACAGUUACAACAACCGCCGAGACCUGAACUUUGAGCGAGGUGGCGAGAUGACCCUCAAGUGCCCUGUAAUGCUGGUGGUCGGAGACCAGGCACCCCACGAAGAUGCUGUGGUGGAAUGUAACUCCAAGCUGGACCCCACGCAGACCUCCUUCCUCAAGAUGGCUGACUCUGGAGGCCAGCCGCAGCUGACACAGCCAGGCAAGCUGACUGAGGCUUUCAAGUACUUCCUGCAGGGCAUGGGCUACAUGGCCUCAUCCUGCAUGACCCGCCUGUCUCGGUCUCGUACAGCUUCACUGACCAGUGCGGCCUCCAUUGAUGGCAGCCGGUCCCGUUCCCGCACCCUGUCACAGAGCAGCGAGUCUGGGACUCUGCCAUCUGCACCCCCGGGGCACACCAUGGAGGUCUCCUGUUGAAUGACCCUCGUGGCCCUGGUGUGGAACCCAGCCUCACCUCCCACAGCGCUAACCCGGGAGGUGUAGUGGGGCGUUGGGCCAGAGUAAGAAGGAAGAUGGGCAGAUCAUGCAGAGA
Messenger RNA from Alexandromys fortis (reed vole), 1870 nucleotides. RefSeq names its product NDRG family member 2 (gene Ndrg2). The transcript has 17 exons. Gene Ontology annotation, cellular component: cytoplasm. Lineage: Eukaryota; Metazoa; Chordata; Mammalia; Rodentia; Cricetidae. Gene Ontology annotation, biological process: signal transduction. Bases 640 to 1755 code for a protein of 371 amino acids. The record is from RefSeq and is a predicted model, not a curated record.